UUGGGAUAUACCGAUCGCUCUACUCUCCAAAAAAAGCAACCUUUGAUUUCUCUAACACCGAAAACCCCCAAAACUUGUAUUCCCAAUCAAACCCCCAAAUUCAAUUUAGGGUUUCUGUAGAUCAACCUCAGCAUCCAUCGUCUACCGCCAAUUCCCGAUUCCAGGUAAAGUUUUGAUUUUUGGAUUGGGGGAUAGAAGAUGGGGGCGUUCAUAUCGAGGUUUUGGUUCAUGUUGUUUCCUGCAAAAGAGUAUAAGAUUGUGGUUGUUGGGUUGGACAAUGCUGGGAAGACAACUACCCUUUACAAAUUGCACUUGGGAGAGGUUGUCACUACGAACCCGACUGUAGGCAGCAAUGUCGAAGAGCUUGUCUACAAGAACAUUCGCUUUGAGGUGUGGGAUCUGGGUGGACAAGAUAGACUGAGGACUUCAUGGGCAACAUACUACCGUGGAACUCAUGCUAUCAUUGUGGUAAUAGACAGCACAGACAGGGCCAGAAUUUCCAUUAUGAAGGACGAACUCUUCAGGUUGCUUGGACAUGAGGAUCUUCAACAUUCAGUUGUACUGGUUUUUGCUAAUAAACAAGAUCUCAAGGAUGCCAUGACCCCAGCUGAGAUCACUGACACUCUAUCUCUUCACAGCAUUAAGAAUCACGACUGGCACAUCCAAGCCUGCUGUGCCCUCAACGGGGAUGGAUUGUAUGAUGGCCUAGGUUGGAUUGCCUCACGGGUUACCGGGAAAGCACCUAGUUGAAGAGCCUGACUGCACAAGAUUUUUCAUAUAUGGGUUUCAAGGCUGAGUGAUGUAAAAACAGUCGUGUAUCAUUAAAGCCAUCUCCUGGCAAAUUUGUAGAUUGUUUCUAAUUUUGAAUGCUUUAUACAUUUUACAUUCUGAAUCUUAAAGCAUUUCAUUAACAAUA
Messenger RNA from Rosa chinensis, 916 nucleotides. RefSeq names its product ADP-ribosylation factor-like protein 5. Gene Ontology annotation, cellular component: trans-Golgi network; cytoplasm. Bases 199 to 750 code for a protein of 183 amino acids. The record is from RefSeq and is a predicted model, not a curated record. Gene Ontology annotation, molecular function: GTPase activity; GTP binding. The transcript is spliced from 3 exons. Gene Ontology annotation, biological process: vesicle-mediated transport; intracellular protein transport; protein localization to Golgi membrane. Lineage: Eukaryota; Viridiplantae; Streptophyta; Magnoliopsida; Rosales; Rosaceae.